Messenger RNA from Tinamus guttatus (white-throated tinamou), 1362 nucleotides. The record is from RefSeq and is a predicted model, not a curated record. NCBI's taxonomy places the organism in Eukaryota, Metazoa, Chordata, Aves, Tinamiformes, Tinamidae.
UGUGAGGAACAUUGCCGGGGCAAAGGACGAACGCAGGGCACACGGAAGUUUGCCUUUCCCAGGAUGGAUCAGAGGAAGAACUGGCCUCGGCUACUGGACUCCGACGGCUGCUCAGUGGCGUUAGUCUGCCUCUUCUUGGCAUCGCUUUCCCGGAACGUGUCCAGCAAUGCCUUGUUCAGCACCUUCCACUCCGAGAACCGGGACUGGACCUUCAACCACCUGACUGUCCACCAAGGCACCGGAGCCGUCUACGUUGGAGCCAUCAACCGGGUGUACAAGCUCUCAGGGAACCUGACCAUUCUGGUGGCUCACAAAACCGGGCCCGAGGAGGACAACAAGUCUUGCUACCCACCCCUCAUCGUGCAGCCGUGCAGCGAGAUCCUCACCCUCACCAACAAUGUCAACAAGCUGCUGAUCAUCGACUACUCGGAGAACCGGCUGCUGGCGUGCGGGAGCCUCUACCAGGGGGUCUGCAAGCUGCUGCGCCUGGACGACCUCUUCAUCCUGGUAGAGCCGUCUCACAAGAAGGAGCACUACCUCUCCAGCGUCAACAAGACGGGCACCAUGUACGGCGUGAUCGUGCGCUCCGAAGGGGAGGACGGGAAGCUCUUCAUCGGCACGGCUGUCGACGGGAAGCAGGAUUAUUUUCCCACCCUCUCCAGCCGCAAACUUCCCCGGGACCCGGAGUCAUCAGCCAUGCUGGAUUAUGAGCUGCACAGUGACUUUGUGUCUUCCCUUAUCAAAAUCCCCUCAGAUACAUUGGCCCUUGUUUCGCACUUCGACAUCUUCUAUAUCUACGGUUUUGCCAGUGGCAAUUUUGUCUAUUUUUUGACCGUGCAGCCGGAGACCCCGGAAGGAGUGUCCAUCAACUCGGCCAGCGACCUCUUCUACACGUCUCGCAUCGUCCGUCUCUGCAAAGAUGACCCCAAGUUCCAUUCCUAUGUGUCCCUGCCCUUUGGCUGUGUCCGAGGGGACACCGAGUACCGCCUCCUGCAAGCUGCCUACCUGUCCAAGCCGGGCGAGGUGCUGGCCAAGUCCCUCAAUAUCACGUCCCAGGAGGAUGUCCUCUUUGCCAUCUUCUCCAAGGGGCAGAAGCAGUACCACCACCCCCCGGACGACUCCGCGCUCUGCGUCUUCCCCAUCCGCGCCAUCAACGCGCAGAUCAAGGAGCGCCUGCAGUCCUGCUACCAGGGGGAGGGCAACCUGGAGCUCAACUGGCUGCUGGGGAAGGACGUGCAGUGCACGAAGGCGCCAGUUUCUAUUGAUGUUAAUUUUUCUCCAGGCGCUGCCGCUGGACGGGGCUCGGCGUGGAGCAGUGACGGGGCCGCGGCGUGCGGGGAGAUCAAUGUGCUAUUCCUCUAG